Molecule: messenger RNA, 15617 nt
Organism: Caenorhabditis elegans
Lineage: Eukaryota; Metazoa; Nematoda; Chromadorea; Rhabditida; Rhabditidae
Gene: F39C12.1
Product: GATOR2 complex protein MIO zinc-ribbon like domain-containing protein
Exons: 29
Coding region: 131-15478 (5115 amino acids)
Source: RefSeq, marked reviewed
UACGACUCGAAGAUAAAAGAGUUGGACACUCUUUGUGUUUCAAACCUUAUAUUCUAAUGUGUUUCUUUUAGUUUUAUUCACUAAACUUCAAUUUUUUGCUAGCCAGAAUUUCCUUUUCAGUUGUGUGACAAUGACUGAUCCUGACAUUGGAUUUGAUGACAUUUUUAAAGAAAUAUGUCCAAAUGAAUUCAACGAAUUCGGAUUGAAACGUGAGAUGCGUUUUAUCAGUGAACGUAUCAUUGUUGAAUAUGACCCAACGGACCAUUUGUCGGUUCGCGAAAUCAUGCAUCCGAUGGACGCGUUUCGUAGCAGUGAACCAUAUUUUAAACAUAAACUGACUGACAAAUCGAAACAGGAAUUUGUGACUGCAAUCGACUUUCACGAACAUAUCACUUAUUUUCCAUAUUCCAAAAAUACCGGUGACAUUUGCCUUGCCCGGUAUAUUAGUAAUUUUAACGAUAUCAACUUCACCAAAAUCAGUGGUCAAAACCUUUGCUCAUUGCCUGGUGAAACCAUCUACGGGUUACGUGUUGGACGACUCGACAAAGGAAUGCUUGCUGUAAAUCAUAGAACAGAUUCUUCUGUAAAUAGCACAGUAACCGUCAUUGAUCUUGUGAAACCAGCACGGAAUAUUGCUCACUACGAUUCAUAUUCCCCUGUAAAUACUAUUGAUUGGAUUUGGCAUGGCCCAUUUCUUCUUGCUGUUGGAGAUGAUGAAUCACUCCGUGUUAUGGACGUCCGAUGCCCAAAAGCUUUCAAUGCAGUCUUCUUCGAUGGUGGUGUUCAGAAAACAGCUCUCUGUUCGACAAGACCCCUUGAAAUUGCUUGCUGGAACGGAUCCAACGUCCUCCUGUACGAUGUUCGGCGGCCAGAAGUGCCGUGCGCUAUUUAUGAUAUUGGACUUGAAAAAAACGAGAGCAUACUCGAUAUGAAGUUCAAUCCCUAUAUUACCAAUGAAUUAUUUGUACAUACUAACAGCCACCGCGUCUUUGCUAUGAAUAUGAACCCAACUCAUCUAAUUGGAGGACGACCGAUUUCUGAAAAACCAUAUCGGAAAUGGCAGGUCAUUACGUUUAAGCACAUUGACAGAGGAUGCACUGCAACUCGGCACACAAUGUUGCGACGCGAAAAAAUGCCUUACGAAGAUGCAGAAGUACCGUUACUGGGUUAUUACGGGCAGUAUGAAGCGGCAAAGAAUGACCCACAAGUUCCGAUUCCUACUUUGUGGACUUAUCCUGCCGAAGUGGACAUGAAGUUCCUGGCUAAAAUUCAAGACGUCCCUGAAAUUGAUUACGAGUCAUAUUUGUACAAAGCAGUUGAACGAGUUUCCGCGGAACGAGAUUUUAAAAUUCACAAGCCAAAGAUCUUGUACCAGGCAAAAGGAGUGGAAUCGUUUGAUUUUGUAUUUCCGGGUGUUAACGGUAUCAUGUGCUUUGAUAGAAACACAUUUACCUAUAAAAUUGUCAGGAGUCCUAAACACUAUGAAGGAAGCGUCAACCCGUACGCAGGAUCCGACUCGGUGUUUUUUUACAGAGGUCUUCAGAUUCAAGAAAUGAUUCCUGCACAAACACUGACCAUGAUGUGUAACAGGUUAGAAGCUGGAUGGAAUGCUUAUCAAGUAUCCGAAAGAUCGUUGAAAGAACUGGCCUUCAAAAUCACGGAAGAAAGUCGAUCGGUUUGGGCAAAGUGGCUUCACAAUUCUGUCAUCAUUCAGUAUGGAGGCAAAGAAUUUGGAAACAUCGGUGUGAAUGACCUCGAAUGGGAAGACCUUGUUCCACUUCCAGACGGACGGCUUCCAGAAGUGGAGAUCCCUCCGUACGAGUAUAUGAAAGAUAACGUUGCCACUGAAGAAAUUACUCAAAUGGUUGCCCCAUUCUUCAGAUUGUUUCUCCCAGAUCCUCGUCCGGAUUUAUUGUCCGAUUCGGAGUCGGAGACUGAAGAUCACAAUGCGCCACCCGGCAAUCCAUGCGAAGACGAUUCUGAUGAACCGGAGAGUGGCCUACCAUCGGAGCUAUCGUUCAACAUGAGAACGUUGUGCAAAUGCCACGCGAAGAUUCGAUACUACAAUAAGAAGCAGUCUGAUAGGAAAUACAUGUAUGCUUCCAUGGGAAAUUCUUUUGCGAUUGGCUCGAGUAAGCGGAUUCGUGACAAGUUCUUCAAGUUGGGAUGGAAGUCAAUUACUAAACCUCAAAUUCUGGGACAUCGGCUGAAAAUUGACACGGCAUUCAAAAAGAAAAGCAUUCUCGACGAUCUACCGAAGUUUCAACGUUUCAAGCCAAGAGAAUUUCAGAAGCGAGUCCUCCCACCAAAGCUGAUCACAGAUUCCACGUCAGUUUUUAUGAAACCUGAAUACAUCAAAGAACGAGAGGCAAAAGAAAAGGAAAUGCGCGAGAAAGCUGCACAGCCAAUACAAGCUCCCAUUGGUCUGUCAAUGCCAAAAAGCUCGAGAAAGGAGCCUAAACAGACACCUGUAACUUCUGAUGGAAAUGGCGAAGAAGACCCGGAGCAUGCUCGCUUUAUGAUUCGUGCCGCGAUUCAGCUAGCUGACAACAAUAGCUCCGACGACGAGAUUGUUUCUCCGCCUCAAGCAACACCUACUCCACCUCCUGCACCUACGCCUACUCCCCAUGUACCUCAAGCAUUGUCAGUGCGAAACGAGAAGGAUGAUUUUGAGUAUGAGACUCCCGAGGAUGCCUACUUUGGAAUCAAGAAAAAACGAAUGUACGUGGUCUACCAGCCAGCUACACAGCCGCUUGGAUUGCGAAGAUACAAGCCAGAUCGACUCCGAGAGAGCACCUUUAUCAGACGUCUCGAGCAUCUCAUGUACUGGGGUAGACGUCGUCAUGAACGGGAUAUUCUUUAUGGUCGGUUUGAGGAAAACGACAAACGGCAAUCUAGUGUGAAGGAGCGAUGUACAUUGGACUUGAAGUUCUCACUCAACAAUCAUAUGAAAGUUGGUUGGCAGACAUUCUACGACAAGAACUUUUUCUUUUCCAACAAGUGCUCCUACAAUCAGAUUCUCCGAAAAGCAAUUCAGAUGUACAAUCGGCUGUGCGGGUUUGAUAGUCACGAAACUACAUUUAAAAGUGUUCGACACGAACGAAUGCUCUGUGGUGUCAAUCCGAGGAACGUGAUGGAUAAGGAAGCGAUCGAGGAAGCAAGGUAUUUGAGGAAGGAUAUCAGUAUCAUCGAAAACUCAACUAUCAAGUUGUACAAUCACUUCAUGACAUUUGUUCAAGCUCAGCUUCCCUACAAACUGGAUCACACUAUUUUCAUGGAGAAUUUUGAAGGAGAUACCCCUUUUUCACAGAGAGCUGAGUGUCCUAUUGAGGAGAAAAAGCAAACGGCAAAAUAUGAUGAGAACGACAAAUUCAUGUUUCCAUUGGGAAGGCUGCGGUUUUGUGAAUUUGAUAUUCCACCAAACUUUAUGCAUGAGAUCGAAAACCGCCGAGUGCCGAAGCCUCCAAAAAAGAAUCCGGGAUUGUACCUUGAAGAUUUUGAACAUUUGUCAGCUCAACCAUCAAAACCCGUGCUUCGUCGUUCAAACUCUUGUCCGGACCUUGGUUUAGCAAUUGAAUCGACAGAGAAUUCACGUGUGUGUAAUGAAUUUUUCCAUGAAAUCUACCGCCGGAUCAUUGCCUACCGCGAUAUGUGUCAUCAAAGAGAACAUGGAAAUGUUGUGCCGCAUUAUGGAUCAGAAUACUUGGAACCUUUACUAACGGCUGGUGUAUUGCAGCAAUUUAAUACGCACUCAGUCAACGGAGACUAUAAAGUUGAUGAUAUUCUGACUAACUUCACUAAAUUUCUAGAGUGGGAUUCUCCAAUGAUUUCUGAUACUGACCGAGAAACUGGCCGCAAGUUUAUGAGAAGGGUUGUACCAUUCAAAGAACCACAACCACCACGUCAAUUGGAGGGAAUCGAUCCCCUAUUUGAUUAUAUCACAAUUGAAGUAAUGCGCGCUGCUGCGAAAAAUCUGCACGUGUCUUAUAUAUUCAAUGAUCCUAUUCUUCGCACCUGGCCUGGUCUUCAAAUUUUGGAUGAAGGACGAGAUGGCAUGUUCACAUUGUGCCCAAAAUUUCCACGAGUUCCUGCUGAGCAGUUGUCUGAAAUUGACAUUUUCAAGUCACCACUUUGUCUUCCAACAAAAGCUGUAGAAUUUUAUUCGGAUUUUUUCACGGAAGUGCUCUUAAUUGGACGUGACUCCAAGAAGAAUCGUAUUCGCCCGCCAGUCUAUAAUGAGCACAACAUCAACGUCCCAGAAGGUCUCAUUGAAAUUUUAAAACCUGCCUUUUACGGAUUUUUCAAGUAUGACCGGGAAAGCCGAUACAACGAAGAACAGUCCCUCGAAAUGAAAAAUCGAAGAGAAUUGCAACGAGCCAUCUUUGAAAAGAGAAUUAUCACAUUCCGGCAACCAGUUAUUGAAGAAACUGAGCAAGAACUGGCUAUUGAGGAGAAUCUGAAUGUGGAGGAAGACGACCUGCGGACGACUUCCGAAGAAAGUGAGGGAGAAGACGAAGUGAAAAAUGACUCUGACCCCAAUGACAUUUCUGACUUUUGGAAAAUUUUCAAAGUAACGGAGGAUGAAGCUGGAGUGAAUGGUGACCGUGACAGUGACGAAGAUCUUGUUCAGCGAAAAAUUGGAAUCUUUCACGCUGGAGACGACGACUCUUACAAUUGCUUCAACCCGCACACUCGCGAAAAUAUUCGUAAAAUUUCGGUGGAAGAGGAGGAAGUGGAAGAUGAGCCGAAAAAGUUGGGAUCAGUUCUAACAAAUCUUUUCGAACAAGACCUUGUCAAACAAAAACGACUUGGCGAUUGCCCAAUUGGAAGUCCAAGAAAGAGCAGCAUCAAGAUUGAUUACAACCGAGGAAUGGUGGUUCCGCUCACUGAACUCACCAAGCAGACAAAGACAGUGACAUGGGGAGAAGUUACGGAGCACUCUGUCCCACCACGUCCAAUUCGUCAUCGAAAUCGCCACCGCGUUGAAGUUGAUGCAAAGUUCUAUCGCGAUUUGUACAGUGUACAGUUGACCAGAAGAGUGAAGAGCAACGAUAAUUUCCAAAAGACUAAGCCAGCUCGGAAGAAUAGUGAUCCGACCGCAGUUCAUCAUAUUGGAAUACCUCGAAGAGCUAGUUUGGAUCAGUUCUACAGAAAAGAUCUACCGGCAACCUGCUCGGCAUGUAUCAAAGAGCCAUGGCCGACUAAGGAAAUUUGCAUUGUGUGCCAUCCAGACACAACCAUCUUUCGCUGCACAAAUAUUGUAAACCUUCACGAGCCGUGCCUCAUCUGCGGAAACAAUAUUUACAAAUUCUCAUGCUCAAACUACGAGCACCACAAUCAGUAUGUCACUCCGAUAAUUUCAAUCUUUGAUCAACCCAAGCUCAAGCCAGUUGACGAGGAGUUUAAGAAGAAACUGGCAGUUAAAAAUGAGACUGUAAUCUAUGAGAACACUCCGGCAGUUUGGAAUGUGAAAGCGUAUAGAGCAGGAGAAUCGGCUGUGAAUACAUUUUUUGCGGAAACUGAUGAUCGAGGCUUCAAAACAUUACAAGGCGAUCAACUUGCUGGAUUUUUCCAUCGUGAAUUUAACUGGGUGACUUGGAGAAUGGAUGAAGAUAAAUCUGAACGAGUUUUUGUCUCUGAAGAAUUUGAUGUGGCAUUUGACCGUGACGCUGAUAUUGACAUGAUGCGAGACACCAUGAAUACCAUCAGCCAGGACGGUGAAAUGGACAUGAUGACCACGUACGAUCAGCGCACGGGAAUGAGAAUUCGUCGAUGGAUCAGUUAUGCGGCACUGGCGACAAGAGUGCAAAAGCAGAAUGAAAAGGUUCACUAUCGCAAGAAAGCUGCGGAGAGAGAAGCACGUAUUCUGUCUGGAGAGAUUUCGGUGAAGCCGUCUUUGCUGAAUGAGUUGAAGAAAAAGGCAAAGGAUAAGGAAGUGGCUGCAACAAUUGCUACUGAAAAUGAUGAUGCCAAAAAGGAAGAAGAACGGCGAAAAGCAUAUAAGUUGUGGAAAAAGUUGCCAAUUCCUGAGUUUAUUGAAGAUCCGAAAAAGAAGAUGCCAAACUUUGCACCACCAAAAUCAGAGGAUUGGCUUGAAUCAUCUGGAUCUGAAGACGAACUUCCGCCGAUCAAAUCUCGAAUUCUCAGCAAAGAAAUGAAGGAGUUCAUUGAUACAAUUAGAGUGCACAUGGAACAGAAGCCGAAAAGUUUUGAAGGAAUUGCAGUCACCUAUGGAAAACUUUUCGAGAAACGUCCAAUCUUGAAAAACGAUAUUGUUCUGGUUACCCGAAAAAAGAACGUGCGCCGAAAACCACCACCGUUCCGCAUUCAACGUAUUCCGCUGGACGAGUCUUGGCUCAACACGGCUUUCACAGUUUCAUUUCUGCCAGUUCCAGUUCAGGUCCGCAAUCCGAGAGAUCCGAUGAAAUGGACAGUUCCAUUUUAUAAUUCUCAACGUUUGGCAUUAACUGCACAGGAGACAAAGGAACGAGCACUUCGUCCACCAACUCCACCGCCAACUUUGAAAAAGUUGUACACAACGAUGAAAGAUGUUGAGAAAGCAUUCUAUCAUCGGAAACGAGUCAAAUCACAGAUCACAUUAAAGAAGGCAAAGACUGCUCGCCAGUUGAGGUUCCAUAAAAAGCUCUACGGACAUUCUAAAGAACCAUCCCAUCCUACAAAAGCUUGGACGCAUGUACAUCGACAAAUUGGUUUGAAGAAGUCAAAAGUGCAACCUCGUAAAUUGAAGGAAGCUCAUUACCUACCAGGACUGGCGAAACAGAAGAAUAAAUACAUUUUCACCUAUUUUCCAAAUCCAAAAUUGGAGAAAGUGAAACUAAGCCAGCGGAAACCAUCUCGAAUUUCUUCAGCUUCAGAUUCCGAGUACUGCCCAAUUGUGAAAUUUCCGAAAGUGCAAAAACGUGUUGUUGAAUUAAAAGAAGAUCAUCCAACAAAUAAUUCCGAACUCGGAAUUAUAGAGCGAAAGAAGAAAGAACUCAAACGUGAGGAUCCACCAGCCGUUCUAAUGAGUUCCACGCGUUCUACUCUCAAACGACCAGAAACUGGAAGUUUUGUUAAACGCGAAAUUUCAGUUGGAAAACCUGCACUACCAAAGGCCGACGUGCAGAAGACUUUAGAAACAGUUUCACUGAAAAGGAUCGACUCUCAAACAGAACCAAAGACUGAAUCAAUAAAACAGAGACGACAUCCAAUUUUUGAACAUCUCGAGGACAAGUCCAUCAACAAUUUUUCUCAAGGAAUUCCAGCCAUCUCUGUUGUUGAACCAUCAAGUUGCCAGCUGCCUAGAAAAAGCCGACAAAAAGAGCACAAGAUCACGACCAAUUCAAAUUCUUCUAAUAGUAUUGAUUCCGACGGAAUGAAAAUGGAUCGUUCUUCAAGCAAACAACCAUCAGUUGCUGUAAGAUCAAAGUCUACCAUGAUUCCACACAGCAGGAAACUUCGGAAGCAAAUGCCGGCGUGCCGGUCAUUUUCUGUGGAUAAGGGAAGUAGCUACAGAAAAGCAUUGAAGAAAAUUGCUCGAAAGUGUAGAUCAAUUCAAAAGGAGAAGUCGAAAAAGGUCACGAAGCCGGAUGAUUCCAAACCAGAAGUCAUACCAUCAGAUCAGAAACCAAAAUCUCAAUUGGAGACAAGUGUGGCCCUUCCAAGUAAAUCUGCAAAAGUGUCUACUAAAAAAUCGGAAAAAGAUUUGUCGCCGCUGAAAUCAACGGAAUUGCAGCUGGAAAGGAAAUUCCUAAAGAACAAAGUCCACAAUCGCCGUUCAUCGCGUGCACCAGGGAUUCACCACCAACGACCAUUGCAUCCUCGUUGGCUACCAACUGAUCAUGAAACUGAUCGCAAAGAUAGUCGCGCGGCAUCUCAAUUCCGAUUCCAGCAUAUGAGAUCCAAGCGUUUCACAAGACAACGGAAAGUUCUCCACAAGGAGCCAAGACGGUCGAGAGUUCUGAACACUAUUCGGAAGAAUGAUUCAUUAAAGGGCAAAAAUCACAGGAUGAAAUACGAACAGCCAAUAGAUGCGAAAAUUUCUGACAUGUUCUUGAAGCCUUGGAAGCCUUUGCGAAGAUCGAAGAAGGGAAUUCGUUCACGAAAGAAGUAUAAGAAAAAUGUGAAAGCAAAAAAUACUACCAAACUUCAGCCUAUGCCAUGGAAACAAAUGCUUCGAAAACUUGCUGACUAUAAUGUUAACAUCAAGCGGGUACGAUUGAGCGAUUUUAAGAAGAUUAGACCAAAGCAGCAGGAAGAUAUGGAAACCAAAGAGAAAUCUAUUGAGAUUGUGGUGAAACCAUCCAACAACCUCAAGUCGUGUUUGAAACGUGGGCAAGGACAUCGUUCUAUGAAAUUUAACUCUCAAUCUCCUGAUGGCAAAACUUCUAGUGCUGGAUCCAACAAAACACUGAAGCUUGUCAAGACAAGUGCACAUUCGUUGGCUGGAACCUCACCUCCAAAAACUUCUUUUACUGUUCCGUCGCUUCUAGAAUUGGACGAUUCGUCGCCUCUCAAGAAUACAUGGCUGACGAACACAAGAAAAAAUUCGAAGGGUGAGAAAAAAGUUAAGGAAAACACUGCACCUGUUCAACAAGCUCCCGUGCCCGUGUCUCCACCAAGAGAGGAAACUCCUGAACCAACACCCUCGCCGCCUGUUCGUCUCCUUCGACCAUUGUCGGCUGAAUCGGAAGAAAAAGUACCCGUCGAGAAAGUUGACACUCCUUCACCUCUGACUCCACCUGCCGCUUCGGUUCCUGCUCCACCACCAAAAAUGCCAGCCGAUCAACAGUGGAGGGCAGCGAUGAUGGCUCGAAGAUAUAUGGGUGCCAGCAAGCCUGUUUUUGUAAAGCCACCAUCGGCUCUUUCGAAAACUGAAUCAUUGAAGGAAGCUUCAAACAUUCAAGAGUCUGCUUCGACGACUAGGGUACAACCAGCGUUGGUGGUUUCACAUUCCACUCCAGAACCUGUACAACUAACAAGAAUGGCGGCAGCUAAAAAAUCCGAACAGAAAGAAUAUAAAACACCAGUGGCAAAACCAAAGGCAACAGCACCACCUCCGAUCACUCCAAAAGCUGCAUCAAUCAGGCCUGCUACUCAAAAGCUGCACGAAUCCGAAUUGACAAAAAGUGAAGCUUCCAGAAAUGUUUCAUCUUCUUCUGGAAAGUCUCAGAAACAGGCAGACGUCCAAUCUCGGCCUAAAUUACAAAGUGUACAGGAAAAACGCUCUGUGCCAAAAGUUGUCAAACCGUUAGAUCCAAAAGGUCCUCAAAAGGAGCAAGAAAGCAAAAAGAAUGAGAAAGUGGUGCCUAGUACCAACGUGACUUUGGAUGAUCAAGCUUCAUCUUCUUCGAAUCAGCAAGGACCAGGAUCCGCGAAAAAACCAUCUGCAUCAAUUUUCACUGCAUUAUUUGGACGAAAAAAAGAAAAGAAAAUGACUUCAUCAACAGCCGAAAGUUCAUCAAUCCCUAUUCCCUCUCCUGAAAACCAAGAAGCCACCAGUGAAACAAACCGAAGCUCACCAAUUCUUCCAAGAAUUAAAAAGCCUGAAACAGGACAGCUUAUCAAACGGUCACCAACUUCUGAUGUUCCGAAGCCAUGUGUGGUUAGCGGCGCCAUUGUGAAAUUUGUAGACGGGAAGCCAAUCUCAAACUCACCGAGUUAUGGAAAACCAAUGGCGAGGAGGCGCCCUAAAAAAGCGGAUUCAGCGGCGGACAGCGGAGAUCUAGGUUCCGACGAAGGUUCAACUUCGCAUGAAGGAUGUUUGAAGGACGAGGAAAAUUCACAAAAAAAGCCUGCUGGCAAAACAGUCCGAUUUGGACCAAUAUCAUAUGAGCCGCCAGAACCAGCACCCCCACAACCUGUGGAAAUACCAAAAGUUGAACCGACACCGGAGAUAUCGUUUGAAAGUUUGGCUCAGCAAAUGGCACAAAAAACUUUGCGAAAAGAAGAAGCCUCCAAGAUUUUGGAACAUUACCCCGUGACUGAGCAGACUUCGCCUUCCACAGCAGAGCCUGUUUCUCCAACAAAAUCUGGUUCGAAGUUAUCGUUCUUUGGAUUAUCACCUUUUGGAAAAGUGACACCGAAAAAGAAUACGGCGCAAACACAAAGUUUAACAGUUUUGGAGUCAACAUCUUCACCAGAAUUGCUCACACCAUCUAAUCCAGAAACUUCGAAUACGGCUUCAACUUCAAGCUCUAAACAACCAAAGUCAUUGUCGGAAGAGAAAAUUACGGCAACUCAGAUGAUCCAAACCAGAGGCCGACCAAUCAGGAAGCUAUCUCAUCGUCGUCAAUUGAAAAUUGGAGAUCCAUCGCCAUUACAACUCUCUGGAGAUUCUUCAUUGCCAAGGCCAGCUCAACCUUCGCCCGAAAAGCCACCACAGCUUGAAGUUCCGCAAGGAGUGCAAACGUACAACCCGCCAUCUCAAAGGAAGUACUACACUCGAUUAGGACGCGAAUGGAAGCCACCACCAAAAGCCAAGACGCCACUAUCAAUCAGAGUUCCACAGAGCGGUGUUUCAACUUCGACUCCAGCCAUUGAUUUGUCUGCUAAGGAAGUUCUUUUAGCACCCAUUGAAAAAACAAAGAAGAUGAGAAAGAGGAAACCAAAGCCUAUGGAAACAACUCUGGUACUUGACGGAACUGAACAUUUCAAGAAACUUACCGCUGAAAACUUGCAACUAUUGAGUCGUCAGUUCAAAUCAAAGAGGAAGAAUAAGAAGAAGAGGACCAAGACAUGGUCAGUCAUUGGCUGCGAUGAGAAUGAUGACAGCACAAAGUGCAUGCAACACAACAAGCUUCUUGAAGAGUUUCGUGAUCUGAAGAAAUCGUUAAUCACCCGCCAACUCGAUGAGAAAAUGAUUACCGCAAGAGCUGUAUUCAAUCCGCGAUUCACUGAUUCGUCGAGCACAAAACACGAGCUACUGAGAAACAAACCAAAGUUUGAGACAACGAGAAAAAAGUUGAAAAGGCUAGCCAACAAUCGACAGCAAAAAAUUCGGAUGUCUGGAAUUCACUCACAACCGAAACGGGAUGUUGCAAUCAGUGCCAUCCGACAGGUCCAAAAAGUCAGAUUCUUCCAAUCUACAGGCAAAAAGAUGAUGAAUCCAAUUAUCAGCGGCUUCAAGCCUAAAUCAAUUUUGAAACCACCAAAACCUCCAGCUACAUGGUUGUUCCGAAUUGACAGUGAAGGGAACAAGCUGUAUAUGAAGAAACUAGGUCCAAGCGAUUGGCAGAAAAAGAAUGAUGAAAAAUGCAAUCCGAUGUCUGCUAUGGAUCCCAGAAAGAAGAAAUCGAAUAGCUAUUUGAAACGGUGGGCAAAAAUGAUGGCAAAAGUUGGAAAGAAGAAUAUGACAAAACUUUUCGAAACUAAUCAAUUGACUCGAAGACUUGGAGCACCAAAGAAGGACUCUCAUCCGAAGGAUGUACUGGUAGAUCCGCCAAAAGCAGAUGCUCCUCCACCAUCAAGAAGUUUAUCCUGGACUACCGUUUCUUCUAAUGCCUCACUGAAUUCGCUUCUCGAUGCACUUAAUACCGUUGGAUCAGAUGAACCGUCAACCAGCUCCGGCAUAGUCACCGAUAUUGCCCCACCCAUCGUCAAAGAACAAUUCAGAAAGGCGAAAGAAAGCAGACCAACACAACAAACCGUGUCCAAGAAGUAUCCAACAGUGUACUUGGGUAUGACGGUUGCCAGGUCGCCAUCUAGUUCUACUAGUUUGGUAAAUCUGGAUGAAAGAGAAGCAGUUUCCUCGCUAGCACAAGAUGGUUCGGAAAUUGUCGAAUACGUCGGACAAGAGGAGCCAGUAGUUGAAACCACGAAACGUCGUUUUGAUCCAUUUGUUCGUCCGAUAAGUGCUCUUUUCAAAGCAUUCACUUCAAGUUCACCAGAAGUCGGACUGGAAGCUGAUUCGCGGUCACGGCCAACGGAAAGAACUUUGAGAGGAUUGUUCCGUCGCUCAUCACCAACGAUGCCUGAAUUUUCCACGCGACACGUUUCAUCGUCUCCUACCCGUCGUCGAGCAAAUCGGGGACCGGUCACGUCAGUGUCGCAAGGAUCAUCGGCAGAAGAUAUUUUGGCUUUAAUGCAAGCUCAACCCGACGCAUUGGAAAACAUGGAAGAACAAGUCGUAUCCAAAUUCCCACCAAUUCAACUACAGGCGCCAGUGUUAAAUGGAAAAUCUAUGUGGAGACCGAAGUUGAAGCUGAAAAAUAGUCUCUAUACGCAGUUUAAGGAGCUAAAGGAAGAAUCCAAAAAGCGAAAACUCGUGGAAUAUCUUGACCAGAAUUAUAAAAACAACAAAAGCUAUUCGACGCUUCAAACUUUGAUUACAUUUAACCUGGAUCAAUAUAUGAGGACUAAUCUUUAUCCAAGGCCAAAACUGAACACCGAUUUGCUCGGGAAAUACGACCCGAAUAGUCUGAGAGUUAGUAGUAGCUCAAGAAGUGGAUUACAGCGAUCUACUAGACUUAUUGUCAAGAAGAUUAGGAGAUGUCAAGAGCAGUUGGAAAAAUGGAAGAGAUUGAUUGCAACGUCGACCAAUCAGCAGCUGACCAAUGGAGAAUUAGUCAAACGAGCAAAAGCAUCGAUGAAACAAGCUUCGAAUAGAAAGGCGAAGAAGGUACUAGUGCUUUACAAGUUCAAGCGAACAUGCUUCAAGUAUCGAGUUCAAGUGACCAUCACAAAGAGUGCUCGAAAAAUUCUUGCCGAUCAGAAUCAGAAGAAACAAUUGAUAAUGCAUGAGGAGAAGAAACGCACUCCGACAAUUCUUACCAUUGGGGAUGAAGACGAUGAAAACGAAAUCGUGGAUUUAUUGUCAGGCAAUGAAGAUUCGGCAAAUUGCCAGAAUCUGGCAGACUACGACGGCGACAAUGAUGACGAUGCAAUUGAUACUGAGCUGGAUUGGGUCGCAAAUACCAGCCAAGUAGUGAUUCGAAAAAAUCAACGUCGCCGCUUGCUUCGUCACUAUUUCAAUUUCGCUAUUCGCAUGGCACGAAAAGUUUCACGACGUUCAGUUGGUGUGCAGAAGCCAUUGGUGUUCUACUCGUUUAUCAGUCAGAUGCGUUCAAGAAUGCGGAAUUUCAUGAGAAUUCGCCAUAAUGAUCAGACACGAGCAAGACAAAAGAACAAGCUUGCUGUUUCGAAUUCCACGACAACAUUGAAAGAGACAAGGCUGCGUUCAAGUUCGAAGAAGCAAAAUAGGAAAUCGAAAUCGCAACGUCAAAUUCCGAUUUGUAUUCGAAAUUCACUAAAAUACGGAGGCACUGCAGAGAAAAAAGUGAUUGUGGAACAAUCCAAGUUCAACUUCCAAAAACUCAACACAAAGCUUCAAACGUUCUUCGAAUGCCUUGAUGAGUAUAUUGAUGUGGGAACUCCGAUCAAAUUAGUUUUUAGCUCGAAGAACACUAUUUUGCCGAAAAAGAUGUUCGACGUCAAAACCAAGUUGAUUGAUCCAGUUUACUACACAUCACCAUCGCCCUGCAACACGGACAGUGAUUUUUCGGACAACACUCCGGAUGACUAUAAAUCGUCUGAUUUGAAGCAAUUCUUCCUGCGAGAAAGCCUUGAAUCAACAUAUCACGUAAAAGGUCUGCCGGGGCUCAUCUAUCUGGCUCGUCUUGUUCAAGAACGAGUCGCUGACGACGUUGAGAGGAAUAUUCCGUUUAGAGGACCUGGCAUGGAGACUUGUAACCUUGUGGUAUACAUGACACCCAUUCGCCGUCUCAUGCUAAACUCUUUCGGCUUACGAAUGCCAGAUCGUUUGGACGAUGUGAUGCUAUCUAAACAUCAGAACGAGAAGUUUGAGCUGUGGUUUGAUCGAUUGUAUCGAAUGUUGUGCUAUGGUCGUGGAGAUUUGUGCAAAUACAUAAUUGACAAAAUUUCAUUGGGUCAAGGUCCUCCGAACAAAAAGUACGAAAAAAUGGAUAUCACCUAUCAGGCGCACAUUAUUCAUAAACUGUAUAAAAAAAUGAUGUACAUUGAAAAUGGUAGAGAAGCUAAACUCGCUGUACAAGAGUUUAUGGAUAUCGGGUUGGACAUUGAUCAUGAACCAUUCUCGAAGCAAGUCAAGAUGGGACAAUAUGAUAGGAUGCUGUAUGGAAAUCCAAAACCAUGGAAUAAGGAUAAUUGGGUUGAAGCUUGCGAUCAGUUCUUGAACUAUUCAAACACAAAAGAGGAUGUUCUUGUCUCAUGCCAAGCGUCACUUUUGCUUAUGAGAAUGAUUUUCCUUGGAGGUUACUCUCAAGACGUUGUGGAUCAUUUAAUUACCAUGAAUCUUCCCAUGCGUGAUAAACUAUUGUUCAUAAUCAACCUGACGCCUCCUGACAACCUUGUCGAGAAUAUCGUAAAGAUUUUCCACACUGUGCGCGGACUCGAUCGCUUGCCAUUUGUUGGACUCGGCUAUCACGCUGACCCUCUGCGUGUACUUUUUGAAGAAGCCGUGGAAAGUGGUGACCCUCAACUUAUUGCACACAUUGUUCGCGUUGGUAGAUGUUUGGAUCGACGGUCCAGAGAACCAAUGAUGACGGAUUGUGGCUCGGAUCAUAUUCAGAAACGUGACUUUGCAAAUAUCAUGACCAAAGUUAUUACCAACGGAAAUGAGCGUAGACCAUAUGGAGCACCAACAAUGGAUGAAAUGUUUCCCUUCAGAUAUGUUCGAAAUCCCGAUGGAAGUGAUGUCGCCGAAACAACAGAGGAACUGGCUAACAUCAUGGAGUGCGAAGUAACAAGAUACAUGGCAAUUCUUGAACUUACAAAAGGAGCGGCUGUGACCAAGGGUGAUUUGGAUCAUAAUCCAAAGUUCAACACGUAUCCUCACAAGUUUUAUUUUGACGUUCUUUGUACCGGGUGCAAGAUGAACGUGUCGAAAGGUCGCAACCUGGGUCGUUUGGGAAGAACACUGUGCGUCUCGACAAUGCCACUUAUUGAGCAGGACAAGGACAAAAAGAGAUGGCCAAAUGCGAAGACAAUGUCGCCAAGGCUAACGUUUGAGAAUUAUAUUGAAACUCUGGAUCCCACCGAGAAUAAGAUGUUAAUGGCAAAGGAUAUCGAGGAGGAGAAGACGGACAUCACUGUGCAAGUCCUUCCAUCUCGAUUCGGUUGCUUCCAAUGUCGUUUCUCCUUACCGCGCUGCUGCGUCUGUAUGUGCCCUUAUUUGAAUGACCACAUGGACUUUGCGCUCAAAGAUUACAAUGAAAGCUUCUCGCAGUUCAGCAUUUGCAAUAUUUGCAAUCAUGGUGGACACGUGAACCAUAUAGCGACGUGGUUCGAAACGGAAAAGUAUUGCCCGGUAGCCGGUUGCGACUGUCGUUGUCAACGAUCGAAGCAGACAAAGCAUUUGAAAGCAAGACUUCGUCGUCACAUGCUUCUCUCUGCAAACAUGCGUGCCAAAUCUCAUUUGUGCAAUCCAGAAUGUGCAAUUGAUGCGGAUAUUGAUGAAGGUUAUCUGCCAGAUCCGGAUUUGGCUCUAUUAGAUGACUAGUUUGUUUGAAUUGUUUUACUACAAAUUGUUAUAUGUUAUUUUUGUUUUCCAAUAAUCCCAAUAUCAAUUGUUCUUGUCACCUUAACUUGAUUGUUUUUUUUUCCCAAAUAAUGAAUGUAUAAAGGGAAAAUGUUUCAUU